CUCCUCCCCGCCUCGUCCAUUCCUCAGGACGCGCCUGUUGAAUGCAUUAAGAGGCGAGGAGGCCGGGCUUGGAAGCGAGGCUUCUCCCUCGCGCUCGGGCGGCCGCUUUUGCCCGUCCCAGAGACGUCAUGGGAGGGAGGUAUAAAAUUUCAAGCCAGGGGAGCCGAGAGGCAGAGUGUGCCGAGGAGAAGGAGGAGGAGGAGGAGAAGGCGCCCCAAGAAGGACGAGGAGGAGGAGAAAGGGGGCAACUGAUGGCUGGCUGGGAAAUCCAGGUUGGCCCCUGAAGCGUCGUCGAAAGAAGAAGAAUUUGGGAAAGAGAGAGCCCGUUUUCCUCUCUGAAGCGCAUACAGAGUCCUUGUCUCUUGCGGGAAUGGCCCCUCAGAGUCCGCGCAGGGGCUCUCUUGAAAGCCCGACCAAUGCCUCCUGAGCGGCUGAGGAGCAGAGCCACCCCGUUCCCCGAAAUCCCCCCAUGGAGAGGGAGCCCAGAGCCCCGCUGCUCCUCCUCCUCCUGCUCCUUGUAGGCGCUCCUCGCCCUCCGAAGAUGCCCCAGCGAAGAUGCCUGCUGCUGCUCGUGGGGCUCCUGAGCCUGGCCUCGGCCGCCCUGGCGCUCUCCUCCUGCACCACGCUGGACCUGGAGCACGUCAAGAGGAAGCGGGUGGAGGCCAUCCGCGGGCAGAUCCUCAGCAAGCUGCGCCUCACCAGCCCCCCGGAGGCCCUGGGCCCCAGCCACGUCCCCUACCAGGUCCUGGCCCUCUACAACAGCACCCGGGAGCUCCUGGAGGAGAUGGAGGAGGAGAAGAAGAAGGAGCAGGAGGAGGAGGAGAGCUGCGCCCAGGACAACACCGACACCCAGUACUACGCCAAGGAAGUCCACAAGUUCGACAUGAUCCAGGGCUCCCCCGAGCACAAUGAACUGACUUACUGCCCCAAAGGUGUGACUUCCAAUCUGUUCCGCUUCAAUGUGUCCUCGGCAGAAAAGAACAGCACCAACCUCUUCCGAGCUGAAUUUCGGGUUUUGCGAAUACCGAACCCCAAUGCCAAACGCACAGAGCAGCGUAUUGAACUUUUUCAGAUCCUGAAGCCUGAUGAGUACAUUGCAAAACAGCGCUACCUCAGUGGCCGGAACGUGAUGACGAGGGGCUCCCCAGAGUGGCUCUCCUUUGAUGUCACAGAGACUGUGCGUGAAUGGCUGUUGCACAGAGAAUCAAAUCUGGGCCUGGAGAUCAGCAUUCAUUGCCCAUGCAACACCUUCCAGUCCAAUGGUGUCAUUCUGGAGAACUUGAAUGAAGUGCUGGAGAUUAGAUUCAAAGGCAUCGACAGCGAGGAAAGCCAUGGGCGAGGAGAUCUGGGGAGUCUGAAGAAGCAGAAGAGCCUUCACAACCCACACUUGAUCUUGAUGAUGCUGCCCCCACACAGGCUUGGAAGCCCAGCCUCAAGAAGCCAGAGGAAGAAACGGGCCCUAGACACCAAUUACUGCUUUCGAAACCUGGAGGAGAACUGCUGUGUGCGCCGUCUCUACAUCGACUUCCGGCAAGACCUGGGCUGGAAGUGGGUCCAUGAGCCUAAGGGCUACUUUGCAAACUUCUGCUCUGGACCUUGCCCGUACCUCCGCAGUGCAGACACAACUCACAGUACGGUGCUUGGCCUCUACAACACGCUGAACCCGGAAGCAUCUGCUUCUCCUUGCUGUGUGCCUCAGGAUCUGGAGCCCCUCACCAUCCUGUACUAUGUUGGAAGGACCCCUAAAGUGGAGCAGCUCUCCAAUAUGGUGGUGAAAUCCUGCAAAUGCAGCUGAAAGGGACCCGGCACCACCUGCAGCUGGGAAAUUGCAGUGACCCAACCUCUGCUGCCAAAAAGGGUAACACAACAAAACAGAACAUAGACAAGAACUGCUUGGAGAAGGAGCAGUAUCAUCCAGUCUGUUCACACUGUGAGCCAGGAGAAUCUACCUACUCUGGAUUCUUACACCUGAAAAGCAGGAUAUCCCUAUGUCUUCCUGGCUUUCUCUGGGAGAUCUUUUUGCAGUUUGGAGGCUUUGGGAGGCGAAGAUGCAUAACUGGCUAGACAUUUACUGGACAAGGGCAACCAAAUGAGGAGAAUCCCACUUAAGGAGAUAACCAUUAGCAGAACUGUGGACAGAUAAAAGGAGACAUGAAGAAACAUGUGUUCUUAGAAAGCUGACUAUCAUGGAAGUAAUAGUUCUGCAGAGAGAGAGGAUGCUGGAUGAAUCUAUGGUCCAGACUGCUCAAAAGGGACCAUUGAGAGAGUACCUGUUGCCACGAUUCCAACAAAGGUGAAUUCUUCCACAGCUUCUCCCUCCACCCUGAAGGAUAUCAGUCUUUUGGGUCUGAGGAGGCACUUUGGCCAUUUUUUUUUGCCUCAACCUAGUCUUCUUGGGUGGUGAUCUUCGGAGGAGCCUGUAUUUGUUGUGCAGGUUGAGGUAUCUGCACAUCUGUUGCACAAGGACCUCGCCCAGGCCACACCUGUCCAAGGUUUUAUUAAAAAAAAGCAUUAAUCUCAAAUAUUAUAAAAAUAAAUAUUUUUUGGAAAUUGGA
This is a messenger RNA of Anolis sagrei ordinatus, 2555 nucleotides long. RefSeq names its product transforming growth factor beta 3 (gene TGFB3). Gene Ontology annotation, molecular function: transforming growth factor beta receptor binding; growth factor activity; cytokine activity. Gene Ontology annotation, cellular component: extracellular region. Lineage: Eukaryota; Metazoa; Chordata; Lepidosauria; Squamata; Anolidae. Gene Ontology annotation, biological process: transforming growth factor beta receptor signaling pathway; regulation of cell population proliferation. The record is from RefSeq and is a predicted model, not a curated record.